UUAGUAGUCAUUUGUAGUACUUCUGGUCAAUUCGAUCAAACCGUCAAUUCGUUCAAAGAUAUUAUAAAGAAGUCUAAGUUAGUAUGUAUAAAAGACUCUGAGUUGUUAGAUUGGAUAAAGAAGUACCAAAGAAGAGUUUUGAAGUACAAUGCUAUAAAUGAGUAUGUCAAUUCGAAGUUUAAAGACCCAAAUGAGGAAAUGCAGAGAAUAUUAGAGAAGAAACACUUCAGAAACAAACAGAAAGAGAUAGAAUACAUUUCGAAGAAAUUGCAAUCUUACGAUUGGAAGACUUACCCUCAUAGAUGUCUUCUUAUCUUAGAUGACUUUGCUUCUCAUCCUUUGUUAAAGAACAGAGAACAAGAUAUGUGUCGAAUUCUUAAGAAGCUCAGACACUUUAACAUCUCAGUUGUCAUUUGUGUACAGACAGCAAAGAGUUUAAGUAAAGAUGUUAAAAGAAUACUUACUGACAUUAUACUUUUCCCUGGAUUGUCCGAAGACGAUUUCAUGGAACUUAUGAAAGAGUCCAUGGCAGGUAAGUUUGACAGACAUGAACUAUGGGAGAAGUACAAAGUCAUACAAGACCCUCAUACUUCUUUCAGAAUUCAUAUCUACGCAAACAAAGUUCAAAUUGUAAAAAGUCAAGCUUGA
This is a messenger RNA of Trichomonas vaginalis G3, 648 nucleotides long. Its product is annotated as protein of unknown function, DUF4106 family. Lineage: Eukaryota; Parabasalia; Trichomonadida; Trichomonadidae. The record is from RefSeq and is a predicted model, not a curated record. The transcript has a single exon. The annotation marks the transcript as partial.